GAAUAAAAAUAUUCUGCUUUUUUGCGAUCUUUCAAAUUUGUAUCAAUGGCAAGAACAAAGCAAACAGCACGAAAAUCGACAGGAGGAAAAGCACCAAGAAAACAAUUAGCAACAAAAGCCGCAAGGAAAUCAGCACCUGCUACUGGAGGAGUGAAGAAACCUCAUCGUUUCCGCCCUGGAACUGUUGCUCUUCGUGAGAUCCGUAAGUACCAGAAGAGUACUGAGCUUUUAAUCAGAAAGUUACCGUUUCAAAGACUUGUAAGAGAAAUAGCACAGGAUUUCAAGACUGAUUUGAGGUUCCAGAGUAGUGCUGUGGCUGCACUUCAAGAAGCUGCUGAAGCGUAUUUGGUGGGUUUGUUUGAGGAUACUAAUUUGUGUGCGAUUCAUGCUAAGAGAGUGACCAUUAUGCCUAAGGAUAUUCAGUUAGCUAGGCGUAUUAGGGGUGAAAGGGCUUAAUUAAUUUGUUUUUACUGUUUUAUGGGUUAGUGUUGUAAUGUUCAUGGUGAAAGUGGGAGAUUGGUGGGUUUAGUUGUUUUUGCUUGAAUUGUAAUGUAACUUUUGGAAAUGAAAAUCAAAGUUCCUCAACUCUCUUGUUUUCAUGUAUGAUUAAAUUUGAUUCUAUUCAUGUAGAAUGACACAAAGUAUCAUCUGUUGAAACAUCUAUUAGUUUCUUCCA
Molecule: messenger RNA, 676 nt
Organism: Lycium ferocissimum
Lineage: Eukaryota; Viridiplantae; Streptophyta; Magnoliopsida; Solanales; Solanaceae
Product: histone H3.2
Exons: 1
Coding region: 46-456 (136 amino acids)
Cellular component (GO): nucleosome
Molecular function (GO): DNA binding; protein heterodimerization activity; structural constituent of chromatin
Source: RefSeq, a predicted model, not a curated record